Molecule: messenger RNA, 722 nt
Organism: Lolium rigidum
Lineage: Eukaryota; Viridiplantae; Streptophyta; Magnoliopsida; Poales; Poaceae
Product: 60S ribosomal protein L38
Exons: 3
Coding region: 154-363 (69 amino acids)
Biological process (GO): protein-RNA complex assembly; translation
Cellular component (GO): cytosolic large ribosomal subunit; ribosome
Molecular function (GO): structural constituent of ribosome
Source: RefSeq, a predicted model, not a curated record
CGCAUUUUCGGAGUUGCUCUCUCCUCUCCUAGGGUUUUCUCUACGAGCGCUAUAAAGCUUCUCCCCCCUCCCGCCGCAGUUUCUUCCUCCCGUUGGAUCUUCGGAAGCCGCCGCCGCGAGAAUACUUCGGCGAAUCCCAACGCCAGGAGGAAGAUGCCGAAGCAGAUCCAUGAGAUCAAGGACUUCCUUCUCACCGCGAGGAGGAAGGACGCACGGUCCGUGAGGAUCAAGAGGAGCAAAGACGCUGUCAAGUUCAAGGUGCGCUGCUCGAGGUACCUGUACACCCUCUGCGUCUUCGACACAGAGAAGGCGAACAAGCUGAAGCAGUCUCUGCCACCAGGUUUGUCAGUCCAGGAGAUCUGAAGAUACAAGCCGGUGUCAUGAUGAAAUAGCAAGGCUUCUCUUGUUCACUCUUGAAACUUUUGGACACUAAGCAAUUAGACAUGUCAGCGGUGGAUAAUUAAAUCACAACACUGAGGAAUAUACUUUUUUGCCACAUUACAAAAGGCUCAUUUUCAGCUUAUUUCUUGUAUGCACUGUCUGUUGAGUUUAUGAUUGGUCUGCCUGUUGCCACUUGUGUGAUAUUGGGCACAGCUGCACAGCAAUGCCUGGUAUGCACCUCGGUUGUUUGUCUUGUGAAAUGUUCUAUCACUCUGUUCCACAAUGUGCUGCUUUAGCAAACUAGUAAAAUAGAUGCAGAGGAAGUAUGAAAUUGCUUGUGA